AUGGGCGGGUGCUUAUCGGUGGAGGUGAUUGCAGAGAGCGCGCCCAGUUCGCCCUUCGGUAACGUCACAUCCACCACCCCUAGAUCCCGCGCUCAUUCCGUCGCCUCCAGCCCUGGUGGUAACCAGCGUUACGCGACGGGGUUUUCGCCACGAACGCCGAGGGAAGCUGGCGAUGAGAGCGAGGCGGAGGGUAACGGAGCAGGGGGCGGAGGGGUGGCGGGCGGAGGGGGGAAGUUCAGAAGGGGAGCGGGGAGGGGGAAAAGGGUGGGGAGCGGGGUUGGGGGAGCGAAGGCCGUGUCUAGCGGCGGGGGGAGAGGGGGCGGAGGGGAGGGAGGGGAAGGAGGGUGGGGACGGGGAGCGGAGAGGCAGGGGGGGGCUGUAGGGAGGGGGAAUGGGAGAGGGGAAGGAGGGGAUGGGUACGGCGGAGGUGGAGGGUUGGCAGCACCGCAGAGUGUGCCUGUGGGGAACGCAGAUGGUGGCACAGCAGCAGGCGGAGCCCCCUUCCCGCCCCUUUCCUGGCCCUUCCCUUCCCCACCCUUCCCCCACCCUUUGCUGCCCCCUCCCCCCUCUGCCCCCCUUGCCUGCCAACAUGUGUCUUCACGGGGAACCCUAGACCCCACUCCCACCAACCAACUCUGCCGCCUUGUUCCCCCCCUUUCCCCCCAUUCCCUCCCACCUCAGACCCCACCUCCACUGCACCAACCAACUCUGCUGCCCUCUUUCGCCCCUUCCGCUUCCCCACCUCAGAUGCCACCUCCGCCAACUCUGCAACCCUUUUCCUGCCCUCAACCUCGCUUUUUUUUCCCCUCUUUCUCCCCCUUCCCUCCCACCUCAGAUGCCACCUCCACCAACUCUGCCGGCCUCUCUGCCGCCCAGUCGAUGUCGUCAGACGGGCGGGGCACGGCCCGCAAGUUCCGGCUGCACGAGCUGCGGACGGCGACGUCGUCUUUUAGCAAGAAGGCGGUGCUGGGGCGGGGCAGCUUCGGGGAGGUGUAUCUGGGGAAGCUGGGCGGGAAGGAGAGCAGGGAGGUGGUGGAAGUUGCAGUCAAGAAACUCAACCCGGAGAGCUCACAAGGGUUGGAUGAAUGGCUGGCGGAGAUAGUGCUAUUGAGGAAGCUGCAUCACCCGAAUCUGGUCGAGCUCAUAGGCUACUGUGCGGAGAAGGGCGAGGCGUUGCUCGUGUAUGGGCUGUGCCCAAAUGGCAGCCUGGACGACCGGUUAUUUCCCCGGCGAGAGGUCGACAUUAUUGACUGGCCCACGCGUGUGCGGAUAGCGCAGGGAGCAGCGCAGGGGCUGCUGCAUCUGCACGAGAACAAAGUCAUUCACCGCGACUUAAAGCCCUCCAACAUCUUAUUGGAUCAGGACAUGCAAGCACGCAUUACAGACUUUGGCAUGGCGAAGCAGUCAGCCAGCAGUGUGAGCCACAUCUCGACGCGAGUGAUGGGCACCAUGGGGUACCUGGACCCUGAAUACAUGGAGACUGGUUGCUUGCGAGACAAGAGCGACGUGUACUCAUUGGGUGUUAUCCUGCUACAGAUGCUCACAGGCCGAGACGCUGUUUCCAAGGAGGGAAACGUGAAGCUAGUGGCGUGGAUGGGGCCGCACCUGUACCCCAACAUCACCGAACCCGAGGCUUGGGUCGACCCGAACCUGCAGGGCAGGUUCUCCCGCCGGGGCGCCAAGAUGCUGGCAGCCGUGGCAAAGCAGUGCUCCGCCCGGCACAAGGAGGAUCGGCCGGAGAUGAGUGACGUGGCACAGGCACUCAUGUCCGUGCCUCUCGCUGAUUGA
Messenger RNA from Closterium sp. Naga37s-1, 1788 nucleotides. NCBI's taxonomy places the organism in Eukaryota, Viridiplantae, Streptophyta, Zygnematophyceae, Desmidiales, Closteriaceae. The record is from the annotation of a GenBank genome assembly.